AUGAAUUAUUCAUUCUUCCUUGAGAUGCUAUCCAGAAACAAUAAUAACAGCUGGCUGGUACAUCACAUUCGGUCCCGAAUGCCGCCUCAAAAUAAUUUAUUAAUUCCAUGUCCCCGUCAGGACCAGUGGUCCCGGUCCCAAAUGACUACCGACUCGUUGUUUUAUUCAUUUCCUUUUUCCGUUGAUAAAGCUUUUACUAUUUCGCGAUAUUAGCGUUAUUAUUUAUUUUUUAACGCUUAUUUUAAAUUUAAUAAAUAAUCAAACUUCUUAAAAUUCUCUAUCACAAACUUAUAAGUAUUAGUAAAUCAAAGAAGUUGACAUUGUUUUAAACUGUGUGUAUAAAGAUAUCGUUCAAACGAUUAUACAAUUCUGCUUAAACUCACCAUUCCAAAAACCUCGUAUCUGGGGCAAGGUUUUUUUUGUUUCAGAGCAACAGCUAUAAAAUACCUAUAAGUAGGCUAUAAAACUAUUACCAUUUUUUUCCAUACUUGACGCUCUGUUUAGGUAUCGCGGUUUAAGUUUUGUGACUGAAAUAUCGCGUAAAUCCUGAAUGUACACCUGCUUUGUUUCCCGUUUAAAGUACUUAUGUUUGCAAUUAACACAUUAUUAUUUUUUAAAUAACCAAUAACAAACCUUUUUUUUAAUUAGCUCUAAUAUUAGCUUACUUCUAUUAACUUCCUGGUUUUUUGAGUAAACGUUGAUGUCAUAACUAUAGAAAAAUUAUUGAACAGACGAAAUAAUCAAUUCAUUCCUGUCAAACUAGUGUUCUGAUCGUGAUUUUAAAACUGCUUUAGUAUAUGUAAUGAUUAGGUCAUCAUCAUUAUACCUUUAAACGUGUCUCAGUUAUGUUGUAAUAUUUUAAUCAACAUGUUUAUUGUAAAGUUGUUUCCAAUUAUUAUUGUAUUUAUUUCUUGUGUUAAAAGCAGCCAUGUGAGUGAAAAUGUAAAACCUCAAAGUGGAAAGCCAAUAGAAAGGAAUAAUGACCAAGACCGUCCUUCAUCAGCAGAACUUCUUAGUGUUCCUGUAGCUGUGAUUUUUGAAGAAGGAAAUCAAAAAGUGAGUACGAUUGUAAGUAGUGAUGUCUCGGUACAUCAAAGUGAAUCAGAAAUGACCACCAAAAGCAACGAAAAAACAAAAGACAACUCUUUAACAAUAUUCGAUAAACCUCAGAAACAAUCUGUAGAAGUAGAUUUUGACAAUACUAAAGAUGGAUCAGUGAAUUUAACUGAACCUUCUUCUUCAAAGGUAACUACUGAUUCUGCUGUCAAAAAUACCAAAACAAACACAAAAUCAACCUAUAACACAGAAAUGGAAAUCCAAAUUCCUGUGGCAGUAAUAUAUGAUCCUGUACCCGAAAACCUCACGAGUCAAUCAAGAGAUAAAACCAGAUCAAGUCGAAGACGCCAAAGUAAGAAAAGGGGUAACAAAAAUGACAAUGAUCUAAAUAAUAUCAAUCCAAGAGCAACACAGGGAAAUCAAACUAAAGAAGAACCAAUGCGUACGCUUGCCAAAAAAGUUCGUGAACGUGAUCCUGUGGUACCGAUAAUUGAAUCGGAGAAUUACGUCUUUUCCCACAACGGUGAUUUUCAUUACAGUUACGAGGGCGGUGAUGGUACCAAAGCUUUUGAAAAGGGUGAACUGAAAUCGAUAAAUGAAAAUAUUGGUGAAUCAGUAGUCGGUGGCUUUUCAUACGUUGGCAAAGACGGCAAUGAAUACAGUCUUUCCUACACCGCGGAUGAGAACGGGUACCGUCCAGUGGGCGCCCACCUGCCCACGCCUCCGCCCAUACCACCAGCCAUAGCCCGUGCCUUGAAAUAUCUCGCCACAAAAACUACCCCAGAACCAGUCACAGAGGCUGUAAAAUAAGAAACUAACACUUUAUUCUAAGACAUGUGUAACGUAACACUGCACUGCGCCACGGAGCAUUUUGAUUUGAUUCUAUAAUGCUGUGUUUCCAAUUAGCUAGGUUCCGAGCAAACAUUUUGAUCAGAACAAAUUUUUGCAUUUUCGCCCACUGUCUGUGAAAACGCUUAUUAGUAGGUACUCAUUUCCACUAUAGCUGAACGAACAUUUUGUUUUGAACAAAAUCUUGUACGGUCGCACAGGUACAAUGUUCGUACAAAUUUGCUGAGUUAUACGUGUCUACUUGCUUUUAACACAUUAUCAACGGAUUCUCAAAUAUGAUUCCGCAAAAUCUUACAAAAUUGGAAAAUAUAUUUAUCGAUUACAAACUGUGGAUUUUGUUAUGUCAAUUAUUUUCUUAUUUGUUAUGUUUUUCAUUUUACUGUUACUUGUCCUGUUAGGAUUAGUAUAAAACUUGCUGUAAAUGUGAUAAAUUUGUUUAAUAAAAAUAUUUCAUCUUGAUGAGAAUUUCCAAAUGUAUGAUAACACAACGUUAUAAAUUUUGUAAAGGUUCCCCCUACGUGAAAGAAUCUUUUGCUCUGAAUCAUUGCAAAAAACGACAUGAUUCUUACAGUAUGUAUUUGGUAAAAAAUAUAGAAUACAACUAUAUGAAGACUGCAUAAGGAGCUAAGGGUAUACACAGCGACUUCAAAACCACUAGUGCAGGUGUGUUCUCGGAGGAUGUUAAUAUACAUAUAUCAGACAGCCUAUCUUUAAUACGAUCUAUCAAGCGGAGUGUUCAGGUAUCGUCAGAGCAGGGGAGGCCAUUAUACGCCGUGAAAUCAGGAGUAAGAAUACGCUCUGACGGUGCCUCGGUACUCCAGGCGCUAGACAGCAACAUAAUGGCCUCCGGUCUAAUUUUCGAGAGCCACUGCAAACUUAUGGAGGUAGCCAAUGAAAACGUAGUUAUACUUCAAUGGAAUAAAGGACAUAGUGGGUCAAGGGGCAAAGAUGUGGCAGACUGCCUGGCCAGGAGAGGGUCGAACACUGUGGUAUUUUGCUCGAAACCAAUCGUACCUAUCCCAUACUAAUAGCUGCGAGGUUGGAUAAGGCAACGAUAUCUACGACAAUACAAUCAAUACUGGGCUACACUUGCAGACGGCAUUCAUUCCAGGGAAGUCAUACCUAAGGUAGACCCACGGAUAGCAAGUAAGUUUUGCAAGGUACCAAUACACGCCUUGAAACAUAUUGUGAGCAUCCUCACAGGACAUGGACACUUUAAAAAACUUCUCUUUAAAAUAGGUAUCUCGGACAGUCCUCUGUGCAGAGCCUGAAUGGAGGAGGAGGAGACGAGCACUCACGUCCUGCUACAGUGCAGAGGCGAUACACACGAAUGACAUACCUGGGCAGUCCGUAGAUACUGCACGAGGCCUGUGGGGAUACCAAGAGACUGCUGAGCUUCUUGGGGGAGCUGGUAUGGCACGACUAAAGCCAUCCACUCAUGCAAAAUAGGCACCAGGUGUCGAGUUGCGGAGAACACGUCAAGUUGUUCUAUUUGGUGAUAGGAGAAGAAGAAUAUACCUAAAGAUGAUUUUGGCUUACAAAAUUAUGCGUUUAAAUUUCUGCUAAAUGAGUGAAUUCCAAAUGAUUUUCUGUCUGAAAAAGAAGUCGAUACUAUUCGCUAAUAUACAUUAUUAUUUGAGACAAUAUGAUUACGUUGUUUUCGAUUAUACCUGCAGGUUGGCAGAGCGUUAUAGAAGGUCAUUUUUUUUUAUUAUUAUUUUUGACGCACCGGAACCUUUAGAGGCUCCCUAAUCGCAUGACUAUCAUUACAGAUUAAAAUUUCUAAUAAAUAAGAAACUAAGUCAUUUUAUAAAAUAUACAAGUCAUUAAUACCAUCACUCCUGUGCCUCUAAUUGAGCUUUAGUUAGUGUCAGGAAACAAUGGUGGAAUAUUGCUAAGAUUUCGUUUAAAGAUAAUUGAUUUCGAAACUACAUGCAUGUAUGUGUGUUUGUCUUAUUAUUGCCAAUUCAUUAAACAGUCAAUGCCCUUGUCAAAGUUAAUAUUACAAGAUCGAUAAACACUCACUGCUUGCAAACAGUUACAAUAUACUUGCUUACUCUUCUUGACAAUGUAAAUUUGAAGUACCAGGCAUAGUACGUGAAAAAUAAACUGUGUUUAAAAAUACAAUAUAAUCCAACAACUUUAUGACAAAAUAAAUAACAACCGGUAUUGAUGAAAGUAUCACCAAAAAUUUAAGAACUUUAGUAUCUCAUAACCAAGCCAAAAGAACUUCAUGAAAACUGACAACGCGAUAUAAUAUAAAAUAUCUAUCUACUGUAAUAUCGUGAUACAGGAUUUUCAUUUAUUAUAUUUUGAUAAGUUGCAAAAAUAUAUAUUAAACUUCUGUGAUUCGCUUUGUAGUAGCAGGCAGUAUGUGCUGCCAUCGUAUACAAUUUUAGAGUAACAAUAAGCUUUGCCUAAAAAAUACAAUAAAAUAUACGCUCGCAUUCUGGUAUCUCAUAUAUUCAUACACGUUUGGACUAAAGCGGUCCACGGGUUGUUGCCAUUUCGUGUGACAUCUAGAUAUCUUCAUAAAAGCUGAUCAGGGACAGGGAGAGGGUGUGUAUUCUCUCGGGCGAAUCACAUCGUUUAAUAUCAAUCGAACAUCACUUACAGGUCAGUUUGUUUGAAUUUUAAUUAAACUUCUGUGAUUCGCCCUUCGAGAUUACACAUAUUUCACUUGUAGAUGUUUAGAGCUACACGAAAUAGCUGACUAUUAGAUAUUAAUGUCAAUCAGUAAUACACUCGGUGUCCAAAAAAUGAUUUUUCGUUCAUUCAUAUAAAACAUUAACUAAAAAUACGACCAAAAAUAACCGGUCAUAUUAGUCAAGCAGUUCUCGAUUGAUACUCUGUCAUAAUAUACAAAUGAAUUUGAUUAUAAUACAUGAAUUGUUAAGUUUAAUCAUAUUCAUCUCCAGGGGACACGAGGACAAAUAGAUGUAUCUUCUAAUUCGCUUGUUCAGCUAAGCUGAAAGAGAAUUGAGCAGAUUUUAGCUGAAAUGCUUAUUUUUCCAAGUUCCUACAGUAAAAAGAACUUAUAAUCGAUUGUUAAGAUUAAUUGACUUCACCUUUUUUGUAUCAAUAAUUAAGGCCCAGGGGACGCGAAGAUUAAGAGAUAUAUCUUCUAGUUCGCCUGUUCAGUCAAGCUGAAAGAGAAUUGGGCUAAUGUUAGCUAAAAUGUUAAAUUUUUCCACGUUCGCCUCAAAUCACAUUGUAAUUUUACAGACCGUUAUAUCUUGCAGCUAAAGAUGUUAAGUUAAAAUAAGACUAAAAUCGAGUAUAAAAGAAAAAGUAAAAUGUUUGCUUGCAUUGAAAUGAAUAUACCAAAAGAGUUGUAACUUAAAAGAAAAUAGUUUUUUUUUUAUGCAUAAUAGGCAAUGCGUUUGACCACAAUCUCACCUGAUGGCAAGUGAUGAUGAGGCCUAGGAUGGUACACGCCUGCCUAGAAGAUGCCUGUUCACUCUGGCCUUGAAGAUGUCCAGAUUAUAUUGGUCCGGGAAAACAGACCUCGGCAAGGAGUUCCACUCCCCAGCUGUUCGCAUAAUGAAGGCCGAAGCAAAUCGCUUCGUGCGAAUGGGAGGAACUUUGACAACAUAAGGGUGGAAGCCCUCGCCGCGCCUGGUUGUCCGGUGGUGGAAAGGGGAAGGGGGGAUCAAAUUAUGUAAUACCUCCGCACACUCUCCGAAAUGUAAGGAGCUGCUCAGAUGUAAAAUAUCGCCUGACCUUAGAAAGUAUUCCAAGUUUUCUGGCAGCGGUUUUAGCAAUGGACUCAAUGUAGCGACCGAAAUUGAGGCUGGAUGAGAUGUCCAUACCCAAGAGCUCGAGAUGGUCUUUAACCGGCACGGAGACAUUUCGGAAAGUCGGAGUCAGAUGGAAUGGACUCCGUUUCGUCGAGAAGAGACAGGCCUGUGUUUUAGAGGAAUUAAAUCCAACCAAGUUGGCUUCACCCCAGAGGGAAACAGCUUCCAGGGUUGCAUUCACUCCCUCCACCAUCGCCUCCCUUAAUGAUCGGACAUCUGCAUCAGACUUCACAUCUGGCAGAUAUCUCUCCGAAACUGUGCUGUCGUAGCAUAUCCAAAGAUACCGGGAGUUAGGAGCAGAUCAUUGAUGUGCAGCAAGAAUAGAGUUGCGGAGAGGACAGAACCCUGGGGGACACCGGCAUUAAUACCAAGCAGAUCCGACGAUGUGCCAUUAAUGACCACUCGUAUCGAUCUGCCCCUCAGAAAAUCUGCAAUCCAGUUGCAAAGUCCGACAGCGAUUGCAUAUGAAGGAAGCUUACCAAUGAGACUUGCAUGCCAGACCCUGCCAAAGUCUUAGAAAUAUCAAGAGAAACGGCGAGAGCUUCGCCGCGUUUCUCUAUGGCUUCACUCCAUAAGUGGGUAGCAUAAACAAGAAGAUCCCCAGUAGAUCGCCCACGGCGGAAACCGAAUUGGCAGUCACUGAGGAGAGGAGAUCGUUAUCUUCGAGGUAAACGAGGAGACGGUUGUUCAAUACACGCUCCAUAAUCUUACAGAGUAUGGAGGUGAUUGCAAUAGGUCGAUAGUUGUCAGGUUCGGCACGGCUACCCUUUUUGGGUACUGGUUGGACAUUGGCAAGCUUCCAGGUUUUCGGAACUUGGCCAAUCUCAAGGGAUAAGCGAUAUAGGCGAGUCAGAAUUGGAGACAAACCAGGGGCACAAUUCCGCAGGACAAUAGCUGGAAUGCCAUCGGGCCCACUGGCUUUCUCACGUCUAGAGUGCUUAGCGUUUUGAGUACCUCUUUCUGAUGAAUGCGAACUUCCAACAUGGCAGAAGAACACUGAGGAAGCUUAGGUGGGUUUACGCCAGCAGCAUCUAGUUGUGAGUUGUUCGCAAAUAUAGAGGCAAACAAGUCCGCCUUCUCUUUGGAGGUGUGAGCCAGCGAUCCGUCAAGCUUAAUUAAAGGCGGCAGCGACGACCUGCAAAAAUUGGCUUCGACUGUCUUGGCUAGGGACCAGAAAGUUUUGCUUCCGGAUGGAAAGGAGGCUAAUUUGGCUGCUAUACGGCCAAUGUGAUCGAAGCGGGCCUUGCGGAGAACACCUUUACAGGAUUUGGCGGCACUGUUAAAGGCCUUCUUCAGACUUCGAACAUUUGGUGAUUUGCGGGCUCGAGCAUCCGCCCAGGAGCGAUACGCAAAAUGCUAAUGUACGUCAGAAUAUGGAAUAAAGUAUUCCAUAGCCUCCUCCUGGGAUCCUCCAGGUUGCGGAGACGUUGGCAGCAGAUGUCAACACGAGCAUACACGCAGGUGCCAGGAUUUAAAAUUGUGAUCCAGGAUGUAACCUGGGUAAUGCAAGUAAGCUGCGUCAGUUGGGCAUCUUAUUUGAGUCUCCGUGAGGAACAGCAGAUGUGGCUUAUUGGUCUCAAGGUGGUGAUAGACACUAUCGAUAUUUGAGUGCAAUCCUCGGAUGUUAGCAAGGUGCACUUUUAGUGCGAGGGAGUGCAGUUGCGUGUAAUAUUGUCAGAGUACAAGAUAUUUUUCGGUUCCUUGAGGUAGCACAGUAAAUUAUUAAAACAGGACUCAUUCUUAUCUCGAAAUAUAAAAUGACUAUCCUUCCUUCCUCUGAAUAUUAAAAGUCUUAAAUGAGUCACGAAAUGAAGGGUUGGACAAGGUUAUAACAUAUUUCAUUAAUACUAUAGACAUCUCUUUCUAAUCUAUUGUUGCAUGCCACGAUAUGGUUAUUUAAUCAGACCGUCCUACCACGCUGAGUUCAAUAAUAGAUUGUAAGUUCUCAUCCAUAACCUUCAACCAACGCUUAGUUGAACAAGUACCUACUUACUUAGAGGAAUGCUUCCCAUAAUUUGCUCAUAUAUAAGAAUUUAAUAGAAGUUAGACAAGUUAACUGAGCUCUGAACAAAGUGGACUCCAAAAGAAUUUUUUUUUUUAUAAUUUAGAACCCAUCUCUAUUAUUUAUACGAUAUUUUUAUAUCUUGCUUUAUGAAGGAUAGAUAGAGAGACGGAAGGAUUUAAUUAAUUAGAAAUAUUUAAUUUGGAUCUCAAGUCUGUUUGUAUGUAAAACAUGCGGUACAAAAAAUACAUGUUGUUGAUUUAUAGUUGCGUCAACUUUUUCUAGAAAAUACGGUUGCUAAUAUAAAUACGAUUCGUAUUCAAAUUCUGUGAAAAACUUAUUAUUUACCUAACCUUAUUCCAGUAACUUGAAAUUAAUACAAAUCAAUGUUUAAUUACUUCAAACAGUUGACGAAGAUAAAGUAAUAUUAUAAAUAAUUGGAUUCCACUUAAAUUGUAUUUAGAACGUUGGUGUAGUAAUGAAUUGUUUGUAUUUUUAAAGCUAAAUAAAUCAUAUCAACAACAGCAAUUUACAUUUGAUUAAUAUGUUUUUAUUUUGCUAUAUAAUAGAUGUAAAUUUAACCGAUUCGCUAUUUGUCAAUUUCUGUAAAUGAUAUAACAAUGACAUCACAACUUAACACAUUUGUGACAUUUUAUAGGCAAUUUGUAAUGCUAAUCGAAACACAAUGUCACGAAAUUACCAUUUACCAAUUAGGAUGGGCAGAAAUACAAACAACGAUAUGCAAUGCUUCUUUGGCACUGAAUAUGCGUUUUAUUAAUAAAACUUAAUAAUAAUAAAUAGUACAUUUUUUUUGUCGCAAUCAUCAAGUCUAUCACAGUCCAGUCAUUAGUUUACAUUCAUUUUUAUGGGAUUUUUAUUGCUUUAUAGUUUGUUAAUAUCGUGGGAGCCGUUUUGUAAGUAAUAACAUCUUGUUCACUUAAAGGAAAGGUUUCCUAGUGGAAGUGUCGCUUGCAAAACGGAGCUUGCUUUCGGUAGUCAGCAUAUAAGGGUAAUCGUGUCAGUAGAUAAGGUGUUCCAACAUUCAGUUCCUUGACGGUGGUGGUGGUGGUAAGGUCGCGAGGAAAUCGAGGGCCUUCUGAAUAGCUGGUGGUAUAGGUGGUGGAGUCGGCAAAUGUGCACCCUGUAACAAAUUCAUAUCAACUUAUUAUAAUGUUCACACAAUGUGCUCCAAUGGAUUUACUCAAUAAUAUAAAAGAGCAGUGCUUGUAACUAGACAUUUAAUACUAUGCUUAACAGAUAACUCCAGCCGACAUUAAAGGGUGAGUAGAGUAGAGGAGGAAAAUUUCAGUCAUACUUACGUUAUCAAACCUAAUCCAUCAUAACCAUCAGCCCAUAGCCCAUUGCUAGAUAUAGACCUUAAUUACUAAAAACAAGCUCAAUUAGCGAAACUAAAUUCACUUAAAUACAACACUAAAAAUGCCUCGCCUAGCGUAAUCGCCUCGCCACGGAACUCGUGUCUCGAGGGGAGACGAUUACUUUAAGAUUCCGAUUAAUGUGCAUUGCAGUAGGGAGUUUCAUACAAAGAAUACAGACUGAACGGCUCGAAUUGAUAUGGUGACGAUCCCUUUCCGAGUUGAUAUGUCUGAUACGACCUUUGCCCAACCAUAUUAUGUAAAAUGAGGGUUAUUUCUGACUUGUCGAUCGCUGUAGGUACCUAUCUUAUCAUCAGCUUAUUAAUGUCGUUACUGCUGGUGCACAAACUUUAUUUAUAGAUGGAAUAGGGAAAAUAGGUUAUGACUAGUUCUCCAUAUUGGUAGAUUGUGUGGUGAUGACAGCCCAAAGUGGUUUCGUAAGAGCGAUCAACACUACAGAUGCAUGCAGGACCACUGCUUAAAAUGCCUUCCCGAACACUGAAGAGCUCGAGAUUAUGCUUUUUUGAUCACCCACCGUAUGACUGACUGUUUCAACAGUCGCUUAAUUACCAAGAUCGCAGAUUCAGAAAGAACUCGCUAACCACUGCUGCCUUGAGUUAAAAUAAUUAAAUUUCAAAAAAUAUACGAAAGUAUUUUUCAAACAGACUCAACCAAACGUUGCACACGUGAUAAGUUAAAAAUACACUUUAUUGAUCAAAUACUUUUGUCAUGUAAUUGACAUCCUCACAUCCUUAAACGCAUGACGCAUGGGCUCAGUGGGACAUUGUACAGCCUUGAAUGAUCAUUAUUAACUAAACACGUCUACAGAUAAAGUAAACGAGACAGAAAUAAAUAUGCAUCAUUUGAUUUGCAAGCACAAAGUACCAAAUAACUCAGCAGUUCUGCGAAUUUAUGUUUUGCGAAAUUAUUAGGUUGACCGAUAGUAGAAAUCCUAUCCACUGUUUUGGAUCUAAAGUCCUGUAUUGGAAGCAAGGGCGAAUCUGUGGCAAAAACCUUGUAUUCACAAAUUGAAUCAUGAAUGUUCAUGAUUCAAUUUGCUUGCGUACAUUUUUAAUACUAUUGCUAUUCUCGGUUAUCAACGUCAUCAUAUUCGUCAUGGUGUGCCUAUUAAAACUUUUAACCCAAUUUUUUUUUAAACAUUGUAGAACAGUCCAUUUUUACCGUAAUUUUGUAGUUUUAAGUUUAUAAAUAGCUGAUUAUUUUCAGAUUUAAAACACAACUUAGAUGUAAAUUAAAGCAUAACAUUUGCAAUAAUUAUAGUUCAUACUGAUGACAGUGCGACUACGCACACUAUAGCCAAAGCAAAUAAUAAUUUACACUAUAUUAUAGCUGAGCCCUCGUUGAGCUACUAUUAAAUCAGGUAGGUAUUUAUUUUUUUACCAGCUUCAAAAAGGAGAAGGUUCUCAAUUCGUCAGUACAUUGCUGUUGGCGCGUAUCUCCAAGAUGCCUUGACCGAUUUUU
Molecule: messenger RNA, 10562 nt
Organism: Chilo suppressalis (striped riceborer)
Lineage: Eukaryota; Metazoa; Arthropoda; Insecta; Lepidoptera; Crambidae
Source: the annotation of a GenBank genome assembly